UUUGUGUGGACAGGAAUCAAGAUGGUGGACGGAUAUUAAUAACAAACUACGAGUGGAAGUGUCUCUUUAUUUAAUCGAAUAUUCCUAUAACUAGACCUUCCCAGGGGACAAUUAUCCCUGUAUAUCGUGCAUCCAGAACCAAAGAAGCUAUGGGUGUUUAGUUUUCAGCGUUAAAGGUUGAAUUUAAGGGUGAGAAAUAUGGCUGAACGCGAAGAAGACGAACGAAAAGACAACAAGAAGAAGGAGAAGGAUAAAGAAAAAGGAUACGUUGCUUUUCAUUCGGAUGAUAGCGACGCUAUCGAAGAAGAUAUUGAAGAAACUAGCAAACAGAAAGGUAAAAAAGUGAAAAGAGAAAAAUCCAGGACUCUGGGGCUACCUCGCAUCAAAGCCAAGAAAAACCAAAAGAAGAAAGAGAAAGAAAAAGAGAAAGAGAAAGAAAAGGAAAAGAAGUCUAAGAAAAAAUCUGAGUCUCUUUCACCAACCCAUCCCCCAAAGAAUCCAAUCUUUGGCGUUCCUUUGGCUCAAGCAGUGAAGCAAAGCAAGUACCCUGAUGGAGUUGAGCUGCCAAAAAUAUUGAGAGAUGGGAUUGUGUAUAUUGAGGAAAAUGGAUUGGGGAUAGAAGGAAUAUACAGAGUUUCUGGUGCAAAAUCUAAAGUUGAUGUACUCAAAGAACUCUACAAUGAAGGUAAAUCAGUAGAAUUAAAGGACUAUGAACCAGAAGUUGUGGCAGGAGUUGUCAAGAGCUAUUUACGGGAUCUGCCAGAGAACGUACUUACUGCUACUAUGUUGCCGAAAUUCAAUGAACUGGUUGGGUUCUGAAAACAAGAUGAGCAUCCAGAAUGUCAGCAUCGUGUUGAGUCCUACCAUGGGAAUCAACCAUGGCAUACUCUUCAUAUUACUAAACAAUGUCUUGGAACUCUUCCCAGAUACACGGCUUGCAAAAUACACAGGUUCUCUUACCUUCAGGGUUGAAGAAGAUGAGACAGACUUACCAACCUCUCCAGAGGCCAUUGCAUCUGUGUUAGCUAAACAGGAAGCCAUUUUGGCACAACUACAUGAAAAACUUAACAGCACUAAAGAUAAUGAUGAUGCAGAAGGACAGGAUGAAUUACUGUGGGAAGUACAGAGAAAAGUCACUCAGUUAAAGAGAAAGCUCAGAGUUGCUAAAAAAGCUGUACAAGGAAAGCACAAAGAAAAAGAUAAACCCAUAGCCAAAGAAGAAGAAAAAGAUGAUAAAGAAGAAGAGAUCAAACUAUUAGAAGCUUCUGAAGCUGAACUAAUCAUGGAACAAGAGGAGUUGACUUUAAUAGGAGAUGAACUCAGACAGAGAAUUGCUAAUGAAAGAAGUGAAAUAAAACGAUUACAGGAAGAAAUUGCUUCCAUAUUACAACAACAAGAAUCAGAACAAGCUCUGUCUGACGCAGCGUCCGCAUCAGAUUCUUCUGGCAGUGAGACU
Messenger RNA from Actinia tenebrosa (Australian red waratah sea anemone), 1456 nucleotides. RefSeq names its product ralA-binding protein 1-A. Gene Ontology annotation, molecular function: small GTPase binding; GTPase activator activity. Lineage: Eukaryota; Metazoa; Cnidaria; Anthozoa; Actiniaria; Actiniidae. Gene Ontology annotation, biological process: small GTPase-mediated signal transduction. The record is from RefSeq and is a predicted model, not a curated record.